GCGGGCCCCGCGGGAGGGCGAGCGAGGGCAGAGGCGGCGGCGGCGGCUGGGGCAGCGGCCAGCAGCAUGCGUCUGGCCGGACCAUGGGCUCCACGCGGGUGACGGCGAAGGAGCUGUGUGAGAAUGACGACCUGGCCACCAGCCUGGUGCUCGACUCCUACCUGGGCUUCAAGACCCACAAGAUGAACGUCAGUCCGCUCCCCGCCAUCCGGAGGCAGCACCACCUGCGGGAGGCGGUGGAAGCGUUUCGCCGGCGCCGGGACCUGGACGCCGCCUACCGCGCCCUCCUGUUGGGCGAAUGGGCCGGCCCCUACUUCAAGAGCCGCAGCCGCCAGCAGGAGACGGCGCUCAAAACCCACAUACUCCGCUACCUCCGCAUCUUCCUUCCAGAGAGCGGCUUCGCGAUCCAGCCGUGUAGCCGGUACUCCCUGGAGACCAACGGCGCCCAGGUGGUGUCCACAAAGUCCUGGGGGAAGAACGACAAGCUGGAGCUGCUGGUGGGCUGCAUCGCGGAGCUGACGGAGGCGGACGAGAGCCUGCUGCGGGCCGGGGAGAACGACUUCAGCAUCAUGUAUUCCACGCGCAAGCAAUGCGCCCAGCUCUGGCUGGGCCCCGCCGCCUUCAUCAACCACGACUGCAGGCCGAACUGCAAGUUCGUCCCGACGGAGGGGAACACGGCCUGCGUCAAGGUUCUCAGGGACAUCGAGCCGGAGGACGAGAUCACCUGCUUCUAUGGCGACGGCUUCUUCGGGGAGAACAACGAGCUGUGCGAAUGCCGCACCUGUGAGAGGAAGGGGGAAGGUGCCUUCCGGCUGCGGAAGAAGGACCCCUUGCAAUCUACCUCAGCCCAGAAGAAAUACCUGCUCCGGGAGACGGACGGGCGGCUGCAGCGCUGGAAGGGGCGGGUCUCCAAACAGGUGCAGCAACAGAGCAUGAGGCGGCGGCGCAGGGCCCGGCGCAGGAGGGAGCGUGACCGCGCUUCCCGGCUCCAAGCUCUGUGCCAUGGGCCGGCCUCCUCUCUCGCGGCUCUGGGCGCCGGCCUGGUGAAGGACCUGCGGAUCUCCCUGCACGACUGUGUGGCCUGCCGGGCCGCGGGGGGAGCCGGCUGUCGACUGCGGAAGCCGCUCUGGGUCACCCUGCCGUGGUGGCGCCCCAGGGCCGGGCAGCCGGGUCCUGCGCCAGCGGGCACCGUCGUCCUCCGUCGCUCCCUGCGCAGACGCCGCCGGGCGCAGCGGGACGACAGCUGCUGCACGACCGCCGGCCUGGGUGCCCCGCGGCCCACGCCGCCCGGCCCGACCCACAUGGAGCUGGGGGGCAGGCUGCCAAGGGGACUGGCCGGGCAGGGCUCUGGGGCGGAAUCCCCCCUGGCUGGGGAGCUGCACGGGGUCAGAGCCGCCGGGAGCUGCCCCAGACAGGGCCUGGAAGAGACUCGGCCGUGCGCAAGGCCCUCGGGUGGAGUUCUGGAGCUCCGGGCUGGGGUCACGGGGCCCCCUAGUGGAGCUCUGAAGCUGUGCGCUAGGGACACACAGCUCCGGGCCGGGGACUCGAGGCCCCCUGGUGGAGAUCUGGAGCUGUGCGCUAGGGGGACACAGCUCCGGGCCGGGGACUCGGGGCCCCCUGGUGGAGCUCUGGAGCUCCGGGCCGGGGACACGGGGCCCCCUGGUGGAGAUCUGGAGCUCCGGGCCCCUGCUCCUCAGCCCCCCAGCCAGCUGGUCUGUCGGACCAGGAGUAUGGCCCGGCAGCAGGCCAAGGCCCCGCCCCCCGCCAGGCCCCGUCCCCCCACCCUGAGCCGCCGGCGGCCACCCAGCAAGGCGCCCCCAGGCAGUGACGACCCCAAGCUCUCCCUCUACGCCCACGUCCGCCUGGAGCCAGUGAGGCCGCGUCGGGCGGAGCAGGAGGAGCCCAAACGGACAGUGACCUUUCACCCCUUCGCCCCCCCGAAACGCCUGCGGCUGGUGGUGAGCCACGGCUCUAUCGACCUCGACGUGGCCUCCGGCGAGGAGUCGGCCUGAGGUGGAGGGGCCCAGCUCCCUCCUCACCGGGCUGACCACCCCCCCCCCCCGCCCAACGGGAUUGCACUGAGCCGCCGCCCACCUACCCCAUUGGACAGAGCUUUCCCGGAGCUCCUCCCACGCCAGGGGGCCCGGGGGUCUGCUGGCGACGGGUUUAACCGGAACCCUUGGGGGUUAUUUAUAGUCAGUUUGACAGGAGACCCCAGGCCUGAUAAGGGGCGUGGAUGCAAACAGGCUGCUGGGCCGUGGGGCCUUUCCCCUCUAGGGGGCACUAGCCCAGGUCUGGCCCCAGAGUGGGCACUGGCUCGACUUCAGGAUGGGGGGCACUGCCCCCCCACCUGCUCCCCAGGCUGUGGGGCACAGGUCUGUCCCCGUCCUGCCACCGGCCGUGUACAACACCCAGACCUUGGCUAAGGCUUUUGGUGGGGCCUGGGCCAGAUACCCAGGGGAGGGGCACCAGCUCACAGCCUGGCAUCCCCGUGCACCCCCUAUAGCUGGGGGGCUGCACACAGGGCACCUCCAAAUCCCACGGCCCCUGUCUCCCCAGCAUCCUUAGCCCUUUGCAGGCCAGCCCCGCGGCAGGGGCACAGGGUGGCGUUCGGAUGCUGCCUGGCCCAGGACGCCUGGGUUCCCCCCCUGGGCUGUACAGGGUGGUGAGUUUGUUACUUGAUCUGAUUAGGGAGUCGGUUUGAUCCCCCAGCUCUCACCUCAGAGGUGUCCCUUGCGUUUAGAUUGGAAGGGCCAGUUCUCCCGUCUCUGGUGCUAGUUCUGCGUUUUUUUCUCCCUCAGAUCCCCAGCUGCUGGAGUCAGGGGGUGAGGGGAGAAUUGUGUUUGAUAAAAAAAACCUUUCCCCCAUUGGGGGAGGCCCAGGCAGCUCCCCCACAGCCCCCCAGAAAAAGGGGCCUGGCCUGACCCCAUUGAUGGUUUGCGAUUGUAUCAGUUUUCGUCCCUGAGGACCAGCUGGUGAAUUUUGAGCCUGGGGGCUGAUCUGGGGGGGGGCCUGAAGGGAUUAAUUUCUAACAUGCCCUGGCUCUUGGACCCCUUGAUUCUCAGUCUUUGUUGUUCCUUGCUCCCUGACUGGCUUGGGGGGGGGGAGCGACCCCAGGCUGGUUAAAGGGGGCUUCUGAACGCCCCCCACCCUGGUUGGUGCAUGACGUAGUGUUUAGGGUUCUCUGUAGUGAGGGGCCGGGAGCUGGGUCCAAAGGAUAGUGGGGUCAGUAGAUGAUGGGGAUGGGGGAGCCAGGACUCCUGGGUUCUGGCCCCAGCUGUGGGAGGGGAGUGGGGUCUAGUGAUUGAGGGGGAAGGGCUGAGAGCCAGGACUCCCGGGUUCAGUCUGCAGUUGUGGGAAUGGAGUGGCGUGUGAGGGGAAAGGGGGGGGGGGGGGGGGGAGGCAGGACUCCUGGGUCCAGUCACGUCACCUCUGUGCCUCAGUUUCCCCAUCUGAAAAAUGGGUUUCACACUUACCUACCUCACUGGGGGAGGGAGGCGAAGCCAUUUCUGAAGCAUCCAGGCAACCCCACCCCCUGCCAGGGUGCAGCGCCCCCUUUCCCUGCCCCCCCCCCCAUGGGGUCUGCAGAGCCCGGGCUUGUGUUGGUGAUAGAUUCCCCCGCCUUCAGUUCAGCCGCCCCUGCUGCCCACAACCCCCUUGGGGCUCAGGGUUGGCCCUGCCAAGGCAGAGGGUGGCCGGACGCCUGGGUUCUUCCGCGUGGGGGGGGGGGCGCUAACACUGUUAUACCUGUAUCUCCGGGGCGGGGGGGCUCUGUGCUGGAGGAGGGGUGGGGACUGGAAACGUGGGGUGACUCACCUGCACCCCCCUGGGCUACCCCCACAGCUGACCCAGGAUGGGGGGGGUGGAUUGGUGCUAGGGGCACAGGGUGAAAAGCUCUGGGGAA
Molecule: messenger RNA, 3904 nt
Organism: Trachemys scripta elegans
Lineage: Eukaryota; Metazoa; Chordata; Testudines; Emydidae
Product: histone-lysine N-methyltransferase KMT5C-like
Exons: 9
Coding region: 84-2012 (642 amino acids)
Cellular component (GO): nucleus
Molecular function (GO): protein binding; histone H4K20 methyltransferase activity
Source: RefSeq, a predicted model, not a curated record